Molecule: messenger RNA, 996 nt
Organism: Yamadazyma jaroonii
Lineage: Eukaryota; Fungi; Ascomycota; Pichiomycetes; Serinales; Debaryomycetaceae
Source: the annotation of a GenBank genome assembly
AUGACUACAGUAUUUGUAUCAGGAGCUUCUGGGUUCAUUGCCCAACAUGUUGUCAAACAAUUGAUCGAGAAAGAUUACAAAGUCGUGGGAUCUGUCAGAUCAGCUGCGAAAGGAGAUCAAUUGAAACAAGAUUUGGAUACUCCUAACUUCCAAUAUGAAAUUGUAGAGGAAUUGUCAGCUCCAGGAGCUUUUGACCAAGCUUUAAAGAAACAUCCUGAAGUGACUGUCUUCUUACACACUGCUUCCCCUUUUAGAUUCGACAUCGAAGACAUUGAACGGGAUUUAUUGAAACCUGCUAUUGAUGGUACCAAGAAUGCCCUUCUGUCCAUAAAGAAGUAUGGCCCUCAAGUAUCUAAGGUAGUGGUUACUACUUCUGAUAUUGCUAUGCUGUAUGUUAAUGGUGAUUCUUCCAGCCCAGCAAUCACUGAAGAUUCAUGGUGUGACACUACUUAUGAGGAAUCUUUAACCAACCUGUUUGCAGGGUAUCGUGGAUCCAAGACAUUUGCAGAAAAGGCUGCUUGGGAAUUUGUUAAGCAAGAGAAUCCAAAUUUCACUCUCAAUACGGUUGCACCAACUUUAGUCCUUGGCCCACAAGCUUUUGCCAGUGGAAUCAGAGGAACUUUGAACACCUCAUCUGAGAUCAUUAAUGCUGUGUUAAAGAACGGGCCAGACGAAUCCACAGUCCCUGAUAUUAAUGCCAAUUUCAUUGAUGUUAGAGAUGUUGCUAGAGCUCACUUACAUGCUUUUGAAAGUGAUGUCAAGAAUUUCCGUUAUUUAGUGGUUCAAAGUCAAUUCUGUCUUCAAUAUGUUUUGGAUGCUCUUAACAAAGGCAUUCCUUCUUUGAAAGGGAAAAUCCCAGUAGGUGAUGGCUCUAAAACUGAAGGUUUGAAAUCAUUACCAAAAGUUGACAAUUCUAGAACUCGAAAUCUUUUGGGAGAGUUUAUUCCUUUAGAACAAUCAGUUGUCGAUUCAGCUAACCAGAUCUUAAACUCGUAA